AUGGUGUGUUGCGCGAUCGUCGGCUGCAAUGCCCGCACGCAGAGCAAGUUGCAGAAAGCAGAGACCAAUGCGCCGGAUCGUGGUUUUUUUAAAGUGCCGAAAGUGCGCACGAACGAGUGUGAGAAGACGAAAGUUCUCUCGGAAGAGCGUCGUCGUGUUUGGCUGGCGCGUAUCAACCGAGCCGGCAUUGCGGACCCUGACAAACACCGCGUCUGCUCACGGCAUUUCUUAUCAGGCAAGCCCGCCGGUCUCUUUGACGACUGCAGUCCUGACUGGGCUCCUUCGCUGCAUUUAGGACACGAUAGUAAAGCGGCUUGCGGGAGCCGAUACAUUCGGCUGAAAGCACGACGAACCCAACGGCAGCAAUCCCAUCCGACAGUUGCAGCCGCGGAUGUACAUCCAGCCGGAGACAUGCCGCCUGGGUCGCAUGCUGACGAGACUGAUGCAGUGCAGUCCUUGGAAUCUGGCAUAAGCUGCCAAACUGAGAUGACUGGGAGCGAUAUCAUUCAGCUUCAAAAGGAAGUAGUCAGCCUACGAGAAGAGCUUGGAUCUGCGAAGGUGGAACUAGCAGCAGGAAAAUUCACCGAAAACGCAUUGCGCCAUAAUGAUGAAAAGGUGUCGUAUUAUACUGGGCUGCCAACAUUUUUGAUGCUCUUCUCCUUGUUCAACAUUCUCAAAGAACACGUAUCACAUUCUUCCAGAAAUGUCCUCACGCAGUUUGAGGAGCUGUUUCUGUUCCUCAUGCGGAUGAGGCUUUGCAUUCACCUUCAAGAUUCGGCAUAUCGCUUCAAGGUGUCACAGCCAACCGUUUCGAGAAUUUCAGAUGGUCCGCAGACAUAUGGUGUCAGGGAAUUGUAUAUAUACAUGCUGGAGAUCUUGUUCAUCCUGCUGGACAGCAACUUCCUUAUCAAUGAUGUGACCGACCCGCUGCUGCGAUACUACCAUGCGCAGCGGGAGCUGGCAAAUGAAGUGCGUUCCAGGCACCGGCUGCUACAUCCCGGUCCCGACUUCCACGAGGAGUUGGGGGCAACCCUAUUUGUUCACUACUUCACACCUAGAGUGCUCAAUAUCAUGCAGGAUAGCUGGCGCUCCGUCACAACAGCUCUCGCCACCUGA
This is a messenger RNA of Dermacentor silvarum, 1116 nucleotides long. RefSeq lists its product as uncharacterized. The coding region runs from base 1 to 1116 and encodes 371 amino acids. The record is from RefSeq and is a predicted model, not a curated record. Lineage: Eukaryota; Metazoa; Arthropoda; Arachnida; Ixodida; Ixodidae. The transcript is spliced from 5 exons.